Molecule: messenger RNA, 1744 nt
Organism: Megalops cyprinoides (Indo-Pacific tarpon)
Lineage: Eukaryota; Metazoa; Chordata; Actinopteri; Elopiformes; Megalopidae
Product: ETS domain-containing protein Elk-4-like
Exons: 6
Coding region: 223-1605 (460 amino acids)
Biological process (GO): cell differentiation; regulation of transcription by RNA polymerase II
Cellular component (GO): nucleus
Molecular function (GO): DNA-binding transcription factor activity, RNA polymerase II-specific; sequence-specific DNA binding
Source: RefSeq, a predicted model, not a curated record
UUUUUUUUGGAAAUUUCAAACAGAAGGAAGUGAUCUCAUCGGUAUUAAUUUCCUGUUCUUGAAGAUUUCUACUUUGUAUGCGUCCUGUCUGAGAACCACUGUUCCACCUUAUUUGGGGGAAUUAGUUUAUUUUUGUUCAUGCACGGCAGUUUGUAGCAUGAAGUUGGAUUGCAAACACACGACUUCCGACUUCAUCCUCAGCAAGGAUCUGGGCUAGGAGGCAUGGACAGCUCGGUGACCCUCUGGCAGUUCCUGCUCCAGCUCCUGUUGGACCCCAGCAACAAUCAGCUGAUCCAGUGGACCAAUGAGGAUGGGGAGUUCAAACUGCUGCAGGCAGAGGAGGUGGCCAAGCUGUGGGGGGCCCGCAAGAACAAGCCCAGCAUGAACUACGACAAGCUGAGCCGUGCCCUGCGCUACUACUAUGACAAGAACAUCAUAAAGAAGGUGAAUGGGCAGAAGUUUGUGUACCGAUUCGUGUCCUACCCAGACAUCCUCAGUGGAGACUUCAUGGCGAAGGUGGAGGGACCCAGCAGGGAGGGGGGUGGUGGGGGGGCUCCGCCUUUCUCUGAGGGGGGUGCACCUCCGAAGGACGGGGAGAACCGGGGUGGGGGUGAGAGAGCAGGGAUCCAGAGCUCCAGCAAGCCCUCAAGCCGAAAUGACUACAUCAACUCGGGCCUGUACACCACCUUCACCCUGACUUCACUGCAGGCCGGUACACAGCUCUUCAAAUCCAUCAGGGUGGAGAACCCGGGGGAGAAGCUAGCCGAGAAGAAGGUGGCACCGGAUGCUCCCCACUCCGUCAUCAAGUUCGGAACCACGCCGCCCAAGCUCCCGCAGCUCAUCCUCAUGGAAACGCUUUCCCAAGCCCCGCCCCAGAACAAACCACACCCACCUCAGCAGCCAAACCCACCCCCGCAGCCUCCCCCACUCAAGACUGUGCCCCAGGUCAGUGAAACUGCGAUGAAGAACUCUCCUGUCCCACAGGAAGAUACCCCACCCGCAGUGGCGACUGCACCCAACCUCCGCCUCUUUGGCCCUACCCCCUCGCUCCCUGUCCAAUCACCUUCUCAGAGCACCGUUGCUGACUCCUCCCAGGAGUUGGUCAUUGACAGUGACAUGGAGUCCAUCUCUUCCCAGCCUCCUGAGCAGCAUCUGCAACAGCAGAAUCCUCUGCUUUCUUCCGCUCAGGACACCGGUGGCUCCGAGCUCGAGGCUGAGAGCUCCCCAGACCAGAGCAGCCGGGGGAGCAGCCAUAGCGGGAAGUCCAAGAAGCCGAAGGGCCUGGAGCUGACCCCCACCCUGGUGGUGACCAGCUCCGACUUCAGCCCCAUGAACCUGGCCAGCCCCUCUCUGGCCUCCCUCACCCCAGCUUUCCUGCAGACGCCCACCCUGCUGCUCACACCCAGUCCCCUCCUCUCCAACAUCCACUUCUGGAGCACGCUCAGCCCAGUCGCUCCCCUCAGCCCCGCCUGGCGACAGGGCACUCCCACCUUGUUCCAGUUUCCCUCGGUCCUGAACACCCAGUUCCAGAUUCCUGUGCACAGCAUGGAUGGCUCCAACACGCCCACGCCGGCGCCCUUAUCGCCAGACUCCCAGAAGACGUAGGAGGUCCCACGAGCCCCAGGGAGAAUCCCACGCAGGCUUUCCCUAAAACACCCACCUGCCUCAGCCUGCAGACCCAAGCAGUGCUUCCCACCUGUGGGCUCAAACUGGAAGGAUUGGAAGUGUGGAGUCGCAGUGUAUU